CAUCACAACUCAUACCUCUUUCUUGCCCUGUUGUUCUUUGAUUCUUGCUUUUGUUUCGCAAGAAGAUUAUUAUCCUUCUUCUUUCAUCAUAUAUAUAUAUAUAUACACACACAUUAUUCUUGUUCUUAGCUGUUCUGAUUUCAUGUCUGCUAUUCUCGAUAAAGUAGACACAAUCGGCAUUGAGCAUUUGCUUGAUUCCCUUGUCUUACUCAACAAACGCAACAAAAAAUGGCAUUUGGCUUUCGCUGCCAUCUAUUGCUCAAGAACUCUGUUAUCUCUCACCAGGAACAAGGUUCCGACCAUUCCUUCUCAUGUCACUCUCACAAUUCCCCACGAAAACAAUCGCUUCAGAAUUGAUGAGACCACUCUCACGGAACCUGUGCAGGAGAAAAAUCUUAGAGAGCUUCAAAAAGUUCCCCCUCAUGUUGCACUCACAAUUCCGGUGGAGGAAACUGCAUUUUUCAAAAUUGACAAGACCACUCUCAGCGGCCUUGUCAAGGAGAAAAAUCUAGGAGAGCUUCAAAAACUUGGCGGUAUUAACGGAGUAGCUUCUUCUCUGGAAACCAGCCUGGAUGGUGGAAUCAGUGGCAUUGAUGACGAUGUUCUCCGGCGACAGAAAGCAUUUGGCUUCAACACAUACAAUAAACUGAGUUUCCACCCUUUUGUUGUGAAAGCUUUCAGAGAUCUCACUGUUUUGAUCCUCCUCGGCUGCGCAGCACUUUCCCUUGGGUUCGGCGCCAUCAAGCGGGAUGGCCUGAGAGAAGGGUGGCUCGAGGGUGCAAGCAUAUUGGUUGCCGCUUUUUUAUUCAUCUCCACCUCUGCCAUCAUCAAUUACAGAGGGACCAGGCAGUUCGAGGAAAUGUCACCAAUUAGGAACAAUAUUGAAAUUGAUGUAAUGAGAGGCGGCCAACGGAGAAGGGUUCAAAUUGUUGAUUUAGUCGUUGGGGACAUUGUUUGCCUGAAGAUCGGUGACAAAGUUCCAGCAGAUGGUUUGUUUGUUCCUGGAUAUUCUCUGCAGGUAGUGGAAUCAAGCAUUACAGGGGGAGACGAUCAUGAUGACGAGAAUAUAAGGCAAAAUCCAUUCAUGGUAUCGGGUACUAAGGUGGCCAAUGCAGAUGCUCGGAUGCUCGUCACUUCCGUUGGAAUGAACACCACCUGGAGGCAAAUGAUGAACAAAAAAUCUAAUGAUAACGAGCAGACGCCACUGCAAAUGAAAGUGAAGAAGCUAGCGCGGUCCAUGCGUAAGAUUCUUGAAAUCAUUGUUGUACUACUUCUCGUUGUCAAUUACUUCACCAACGAUGCAAUUGACAAGAAUGAUAACAAAGAAGACAGCCACAAGAAAAAUGUGUACAAUAUUGUUGCUUCCGCAGUUAUUAUUAUCAAUGCUGUGGUCCCAGCAAGCCUACCCUUGAUUGUUAACCUCAUUCUAGCAAAAGCCAAGGAGAGAAUGAAGAUUGUGGCCUCUGCUUUCGAUACUGUGGGUUCUGUCAGCAUCAUUGUUACCAACAAAACCGGUACUCUCACGCUUAACCAGAUGAAGGUGAAGGAGUCUUGGAUUGGACAUGAGUCCAUGGACAGAGUUGAUUCUGCUGGUUCUUCUUUGAUUUCUGGCUCGAUCCAUCAAGGAGUUGCUCUAAACACUACCGGUGGUAUUUAUAGAGGUACUUCGAGGUCUGAAUUUGAAUUCUCAAGCAGUCCAACUGAAAAGGCAAUUCUUUCUUGGGCUUUGCCAGUGAUGAAGAUGGUGAUGGAUAUGGAGUUGUUGAAGCAGAAUUUUUCAAUUUUAUUUGCAGAAGCUUUCAAUUCCAAUAAGAAACUAAGCGGCGUUCUGGUAAAGAAGAAAGAAGACAACACAGUUCAUGUUCAUUGGAAAGGAGCAGCAGAGCUGAUACUAGCAAUGUGCUUAAGCUAUUACGAUGCCUCUGGAACUAUUAAACAUCUUAACGGAGAAGAAAGGAUGAAAUUCAAGAAAAUUAUUCAGGGAAUGGCGAAAAGAAGUCUCCAGUGCAUUGCUUUGGCCCACAAACGGGUUACUGAAGAAGCAGCCAAAGAAGAUUUAAAAGAGAAGAGAAGUUUAGAAGAAGAAAAUUUGAUCCUGUUACUGUUAGCAUUGUUGGGCAUUGAGGACCCAUGCCAGCCUUGGGUGAGGGACACCGUGGAAGAAUGCCGACAGAAUACCGGUGUGAACAUCAAAAUGAUCACAAGUGGCAACGUCUUAACUGCAAAAGCUAUAGCCAUUGAGUGUGGGAUUCUCCGUUCGGAUAACGAACUGGAAAGUAGAGCUGUCAUGGAAGCCGAUCAAUUCAGGAAAUACACAUCAGAGCAGAGGAAGGAGAUAAUCGAUAAAAUCUGCGUCGUGGCAGGAGCGUCUCCUAGUGACAAACGUCUCUUGUUGCAAAGCCUGAAAGAUAAAGGACAUGUAGUCGCAGUCGCUGGUAUAAACGAUUCUGAGGUACGCGAUGUUGUCAUCUUGGAUGAUAAUUUUAAAAAUUUGGCCAUGGAUUUGAGUCAUCAAAAUCGUGGCUGCGAUUCUUCUUGCAAAGUUCCUUUAAAGACUGUCCAGUUGUUGUGGGUGAACUUGAUCACAAGCCCAUUGGGUGCUCUGGCUCUAGGUGCAGAGGAGCCCACGGCGGGGCCGAUGGAGAAGCAACCGGUUGGCCAAGAGCCACUGAUUACCAACAUCAUGUGGAGAAACCUCCUAGCCCAAGCUUUUUACCAGAUAGUAGUGCUCCUAACGCUGCACUACAGAGGGAAAUCAAUCUUCAACGUGACAGAGGCCGUAAAGGACACCUUGAUUUUCAACACGUUUGUGCUCUGCCAAGUUUUCAAUGAAUUCAAGGCUAGAAAGCUCAAGAGGAAGAACAUAUUCGAGGGCAUUGAAAAGAACACAAGGUUUUUGGUAAUUGCUGGGAUAACAAUUUUUCUCCAGGUGGUCACGGUGGAGUUUUUGAAGUGGUUAGCCAACACAGAGAGAUUGAAUUGGGAACAAUGGGGUGCCUGCCUCGCCAUAGCUGCUGUCUCUUGGCCCCUUGGCUGUAUUGUCAAGUGCAUACCAGUGCCAGAGAGACCUAUUUUUAGCUAUCUCUGCGAACACAUAUAAGACUUCAAAAAUUCAUUAAUUCUUUAAAUUUCUGCCCGCGUAUGUCUGUAAUUCUAUUCAAUUUCCCUCCAUUCUUCAUGAAUAUAGACGGCAUGGGAAACAUUUCUUACAUGUAUAAAAUAACCUGGUUUUUUCAAUAUAGGAAACAUUUCACC
This is a messenger RNA of Rubroshorea leprosula, 3255 nucleotides long. Lineage: Eukaryota; Viridiplantae; Streptophyta; Magnoliopsida; Malvales; Dipterocarpaceae. The record is from the annotation of a GenBank genome assembly.